Molecule: messenger RNA, 1396 nt
Organism: Priapulus caudatus
Lineage: Eukaryota; Metazoa; Priapulida; Priapulimorpha; Priapulimorphida; Priapulidae
Product: aldose reductase-like
Exons: 10
Coding region: 79-1032 (317 amino acids)
Cellular component (GO): cytosol
Molecular function (GO): aldose reductase (NADPH) activity
Source: RefSeq, a predicted model, not a curated record
CAAUAAAAAUACACAGCCCACACAACACACAACACAGGAGCUGAGAGUUCUCAGGAGCACAGGAGGUCCUAAAGCACCAUGGCAAAAUCUGUGCCGUUUGUAAAGUUUAGUAAUGGACAGAAGUAUCCACAACUAGGAUUGGGAACCUGGCUGUCGAAAGAAGGUGAUGUGAUCCAGGCUGUGAAAGAUGCCAUAGACAUUGGUUAUCGACACAUCGAUACAGCAUUUGCUUAUGGCAACGAGGAAGAAAUUGGUAUAGCGGUGAAGGCCAAGAUAGAGGAUGGCACAGUUACUAGAGAUCAGUUGUAUGUCACAUCCAAGCUCUGGAACACCUUUCACAGCACUGCUAAGGUAUUUGAAGCAAUUGAUGUUUCACUGAAGAAGCUUCAGCUAGACUACCUGGACAUGUAUAUGAUUCAUUGGCCAAUGAGCUAUGUUGAAGGGCGUGAAAUUUUCCCCAAAGACGAAAAUGGCAAAUUUAUAUUUGCCGAUGUAGACUACUUGGAGUCAUGGAAGGUUAUGGAGAAAUUGGUGCAACAGGGAAAAGUGCACUCACUUGGACUGUCUAAUUUUAAUAGUGAACAAAUUCAGAGAAUCAUAGACAACUCGACCAUAAAGCCCGUCAACGUGCAGGUUGAAUGCAAUCCGUAUUUAGACCAAAGUCAAUUGAUGAACUUCUGCAAAGAAAGGGGUAUAAUACUGACUGCUUACUCACCACUGGCAAAUCCUACUGUGCCCUGGAAGACCUCAGAUGAUCCCAAGCUCUUGUCAGAUGAGAAAAUAAAGAUUAUUGCUGCUAAACAUGGCAAGACUGUACCUCAGGUUUGCAUUCGGUGGCAGCUGCAGCGAGGCAACAUGGUGAUUCCAAAAAGUGUGAAGAGGCAACGAUUGGAGGAGAACUUCAAUGUAUUUGACUUUGAGCUGACUGAAGAGGACAUGAAGACCAUCGAUGCUCAGAAUAUGAACUACAGAGCUCUACAUCUGAACUGGGUGAGUGAGCACAAGUACUGGCCAUUCAGAAUCCCCUUCUAAGUAUCAAUAAGCGGUGAUGGACACAAACUGGCAGGUGCCAACAGCAACACGGUGUGCAUUAAGUGUACAUGAAACACGUCCCACUAAAACCUAUAGUAGCCUUAGUAAUUUAUUAAAAUGAUAGGACACGUGCGGUGAUACACAUGGCAAAAAUCCCUUCAAUUGAUGUAAGUAGUCAUUGUAAUGUUCAAGCCAUUGUCAAGAUUGUCACGUGAUAUGUAUGCGUGCUAGUUUAUGAAAUCAUGUUGAAAAUAUUACGAUUAAAUGUCACCCGUUGAUGAUAUAGGGCUACGGUUAACUAGAAAAUGUUGACACAUUUGUCAGUAAUUUUGUCACCAAUAUAUGAUGUACACCAUAUAAUAUA